Molecule: messenger RNA, 2093 nt
Organism: Lethenteron reissneri (Far Eastern brook lamprey)
Lineage: Eukaryota; Metazoa; Chordata; Hyperoartia; Petromyzontiformes; Petromyzontidae
Product: histone-lysine N-methyltransferase PRDM9-like
Biological process (GO): regulation of transcription by RNA polymerase II
Cellular component (GO): transcription regulator complex; chromatin; PcG protein complex
Molecular function (GO): RNA polymerase II cis-regulatory region sequence-specific DNA binding; DNA-binding transcription factor activity, RNA polymerase II-specific
Source: RefSeq, a predicted model, not a curated record
GUGUGUGGGAUGGGGCAAGAGACAUGUGGAGACGACACGGAUAGACAACACAGACAGACAGCUGACGGGGUGAGAGAGACAACGGAGACGCUGAGAGACACUGACAGUGAGAGACACGCAGUCACUGAGAGACACUGACAGAGAGACACGGAGAUACGCACAGAGACAUUCGCUCAUCGGCUGGUCAGUCGCCUCCUCAUCACCCUUCUAUCGCUGCUACCGUGGGCUUGGCUUCGACCCCCGUGAGCUCUGCUCACCGAUUGAGGUCGUGUCGUCCCCACACUCCGUCGUUCGACCACCCGACUUCUUGCCCGUCCGUCCCCCGGCACUUCCGAUUCACACGGUUGGCUAUGUGCGGUGCGAAAGAAGCUCUUAACAGCAACAACAAUAAUAACCUCGCUUAAUUCAAGGAGCCGUGUUACAACUCCGUGAUAGUUCAGAUGGCUUCGUGUGUGAAAUCGCCAUCGAUGAAACCCGUGAAUGAAGAGAACGCAAGCAUCGAGAUGUUUCCCGACUUGACGGUUAAACACGAAGAUGCAGAUGCCGGGACAGUUGUGAAGCAAGAAGAUGAAGAGAGUCUGGGCACUGAUAUACUGAGGAUUAUCGUGAAAACGGAAGUCGAGGAAGAUGUUACGGAUCCAAAUUCUUUUCAAGUUGAAGAUGCCAGUGAGAGACCGGAGGAAACGGGGGAUUCCCAUGGGCAUGCCGACAAUCCAGAUCAAAAUUUCAUCGAGGUGGAGUUAUCGGACGGGGACGUAUGUGAUGAUGAAUCAGAAAGAAGGGGGCUUCUGUGCAAGGCGUGCGGGAAGGGCGGUUCCUCCGGAGCGAAAACGGACAAAGCGAGAUGCAGCGGACCGAGUUCACGAACCUGCAGGCGAUGCGGGAAGUCACUUGAAGGCGGCGCGCCGCGUGUGGCGACCGUCGCCGCCGGCGGGAGGAGGCACACGUGCAAAGAGUGUGGCAAGGCGUUCUCUACGCGUUCUAAUUUAAACACGCAUUCCAGAACGCACAGUGGAGGGCGACCACACGUGUGCACGGAGUGUGGGAAGGGAUUCUCAACGCACGCCAGUCUGGAGACGCACUUGAGACUGCACAGGGGCGAGAAGCCGCACGUGUGCAAAGAAUGCGGGAAGGGCUUUGCGCACCGUUCCAAUCUGGGGAAACACGCAAAAACGCACGCUGGCGAGUUGCCGUACGUGUGCAAAGAUUGCGGGAAGGGGUUCACGUGGCGCGAGUGUUUGAGGGUGCAUUCUGUCAUGCACACGGGUCAGUGGCCGCACCUGUGCAAGGCGUGCGGGAAGGGCUUCGCGCAGCGGUCCGACCUAGAGAGGCACGCGAGGACGCACACGGGAGAGAAGCCGCAUGUGUGCAAGGAGUGCGGGAAGGGCUUCGCACAGCGCUCCGACCUGGAAAGGCAUGCAAGGACGCACACGGGCGAGUGGCCGCACGUGUGCAAGGAGUGUGAGAAGGGAUUCGCAAAGCGUUCCGACUUGGAGAGGCACACGAGAGCGCACACCGGCGAGAAGCUGCACGUUUGCAAGGAGUGCGGGAAGGGCUUUACGCGGAUCUACACUUUAAAGAGUCACGCAAUAACGCAUACUCCGGGGUGCAAACCUUGAGUCCGAGUUCUGUCUCCAUUGAUGUAUGUAUUUACGUAUGUGGAACUUCUUUCGCACCGUGCGUAGCCAACCGUGCUAAUCGGAUGUGCGGGUAAGAGUGGUGAAUCUUAUUUGUUUGUAUAAUACCGUUGUCCAACUGUGUCCUGUUAACUAUACGUAAUGAGAAUGGAAUGAUUGAUUCCCUUGAGAGGCAUGUGCAGAGCCGUACCUAGGAUACACGGCAAAUCGGGGCAACUGCCCCAGGCCCUGCGCUUUGGGGGCCCCCCACCCCCAUGGAUGGCCCUAUGCGCUGGUAACUCUCAAUUAUCAAAGGGUGCAUUAUCCGAGUCGCACAUUUACACAUUAUAAGUGCGUUGGUUUUACGAGCCGCUCCGCAACUCGUCGCGGGCCUAUUAUUCACUGCCCACGUGACCGCACAAUAUUUAUGCAGAUAAACUGAUUAAGAAACAAUAAAAAUGUUAAUGCCAAAUAUUA